AUGCUUUCGCGAAAUACUGAACUUGGUCGAUCCUCUGCGCUGACAAUCAAAUUUCGCUCAUCCCGGCUGAAACAGCCCGUCAUGCUUCGUUUAAACUUUGCUGUACUCGCUGCAGCACUUUUCAACGUAUCACAUGCUCAAAAUCAGACUGAUACUGAGUCCACUGUUCAGUUUCUCCUUCCCGGCUACUGCUGCACCGUUUUAACCCUCAGCGCUGUUUCCAAGCGUGUCACUUAUCCCGGACAAGAUGCAUACGAAAGUAGUCUUGAUUCGUACUUUGACGGAAAGAGCCGGUUGACGCCUAGCUGUAUCGUGCAACCAAAGACCGCUGAAGAGGUCUCUACAACUGUGAAGGUUCUUACGACCGCAAAUCUUCUCAAGCCUUGCCAAUUUGCCAUACGGUCUGGGGGUCAUACUCCGAUCCCAGGCUCCAACAAUGUCGAAGAUGGUGUGACCAUUGAUCUGCUGCACAUGAACAGUACCACAUACAACGCCAGUACCAAGAUAGCAAGUAUCUUACCAGCUGCGCGAUGGGGUUCGGUGUACGAAGCUCUUGAGCCACUAGGUCGCAUGGUAGCUGGUGGUCGCGGCUCUACUGUUGGUGUCGGAGGUUUUCUUCUGGGUGGCGGAAUCUCACACUACGCCCCUCGUGUUGGACUGUCCUGCGACAACGUGAUCAACUUCCAAAUUGUCCUUGCUGAUGGGCGCAUCGUGAAUAGUAACAAGAACACAAACGCGGACCUCUUUACCGCUCUCAAGGGUGGAAGCAGUAACUUCGGCAUUGUGACCAGAUACGAUAUGGAGACUUUCCCGAGCGAGAAUUUGUGGGGAGGUAUCGUCACCUAUCCCGCAUCGACCGCCGACCAGCAUUUCAAAGCUCUUAUCAACUUCGGUCUGAAUCCAGAAAGAGAUCCUAACGCCGCCUUAAUCGUCUUCCAGGGCUACUCGACCGCCAGCCCCACUGACGUCGUACGGGCUGCUUUUGAUUACACAAAGCCUGUGGCUCGUCCGGAUGCUUACAAGGAAUUCUUCGCCGUCGCCAACAAUCUCAGCGACACCACAAAAAUACAACCAAUGAGUGCAAUUGCCGCUGAAUUUGGCAGUGAUACGACUAAGAGGGUCCAAUUCCGCACUCUUUCGUUCAAGAUUGACCUCGCAACCCUCCAAGAGACUGCCCGGCUUUAUAAAAUCAUGCUCACAGAGCUUCAAGCCAAGGCCUCUGGCCAGUGGCGCGUGUCCUGUCUACAUCAAGUAUGGUCCACAAGUUACACUGCAAACAGCACAGCCAGAGGUGGUAACGCUCUUGGGAUGGAGCGCUACAGUGAGAACUUCAUCAUGUACCAGUCAUAUCUGUCUUGGUCCGAGGCCAAAGACGACGAACUCUUCAUGAAUCUCGGGGUCAUGUUGACCGAUGGCAUUCAGAAGUUUGCGGCUGACAAGGGCACCGCUGUGGACUACCUCUACCUUAACUAUGCUGAUAAGGACCAAGAUCCUCUUUCCGCUUAUGGUGCUGACAAAGUGUCGUUCAUGAAAAUGGUCGCACAGAAGUAUGAUCCUCUUGGUGUCUAUCAGAAAUUACUUCCUGGAGGGUUCAAGAUCUCUCGUCUGUAA
Molecule: messenger RNA, 1611 nt
Organism: Ascochyta rabiei
Lineage: Eukaryota; Fungi; Ascomycota; Dothideomycetes; Pleosporales; Didymellaceae
Exons: 3
Coding region: 1-1611 (536 amino acids)
Molecular function (GO): FAD binding
Source: RefSeq, a predicted model, not a curated record